CUACGUGUCGAACGGUCGGGUAGUUAGUUAAGCACCGCGGACCCUACCCCCGACCCGUAGCCAGACAUCUCCCCAUCCCCAAGCCGCUCCGUUCUCGUUUACCGUCUACUGCGCGACCUCGAGCCCUGCUAGCCUAGUAUAACCCGAGUUCGAGCCCCUUCCCCCCCCCCUCCCCCUCCCCCUUAUACCUAUAUAUCUCGGCGUCCGACUUGCCCGGUGCCGGAGCCGUCUCGGAGACCCACGUGCCGCUCCUAGCGACGACAGCGACAAAGUUAGGAGAGGACGAAGAAGAAGAAGAACUCAGGACGAUGCCGGCCCCGAGGCAGCGGUCCGUCCUGAUCACGGGCUGCACGGACGGCAGCGCGGGCGCCGCGCUGGCGCUAGCCUUCCACGCGGCGGGGCUGCGCGUGUACGCGACGGCGCGGGAGCCGGCGCGGGCGGCGGGGCUGGCGGCCGCGGGCGUCGAGGUGCUGACGCUGGACGUGCUGUCGGGGGCGUCGAUCGCGGCGUGCGCGGCGGCGGUAGCAGCCGCGGGGGACGGCGCGCUCGACAUCCUGGUCAACAACGCGGGCGAGCAGGGCGUGAUGCCGGUGGCCGACGCGGACCUGGCGCGCGCGCGGCGCACCUUCGAGCUCAACGUGUGGGCGCCGGUCGCGGUCGCGCAGGCCUUCCUGCCGCUGCUGCUGCGCGCGCCCGCGCCGCUGCUCGCCAACCACACCUCGCUCGCCGCCGUCGUCGCGCUGCCCUUCCAGGGCGUCUACGCCGCGUCCAAGGCCGCGCUGGCCGCGCUCUCCGGCGCGCUGCGCCUCGAGCUGCGCGCGCUCGGCGUCCGCGUCGUCGAGCUGCGCUCCGGCGGCGUGCGCACCGGCAUCCUGCGCGCCGCGCGGCUCGACGCCCCGCCGCUCCCCGCCGCGUCCGCCCUCGCCCCCGCCCGCCCCCUCGUCGACGCCGCGCUGCGCCAGGACGCCCUCGCCGCCCGCGGCAUCCCCGCCGACGCCUGGGCCCGCGCCGUCGCCGCCGACCUCCUCCGCCCCGCCCCGCCCCGCGUCGUCCGCCGCGGCGAGUCCGCCUGGCUCGACCUCCUCCUCCCCUACCUCCCCGCCUGGCUCGUCGACAAGCUCGCCGCCGACGCCGUCGGCUUCGCCCCCAUCGAGGCCGCGAUCCGCGACGACCGGGCCAAGAAGCUCAAGGCGCACUGA
Molecule: messenger RNA, 1199 nt
Organism: Durotheca rogersii
Lineage: Eukaryota; Fungi; Ascomycota; Sordariomycetes; Xylariales; Xylariaceae
Exons: 1
Coding region: 309-1199 (296 amino acids)
Biological process (GO): phosphatidic acid biosynthetic process; triglyceride catabolic process
Cellular component (GO): lipid droplet; endoplasmic reticulum
Molecular function (GO): triacylglycerol lipase activity; acylglycerone-phosphate reductase (NADP+) activity
Source: RefSeq, a predicted model, not a curated record